This is a messenger RNA of Cucurbitaria berberidis CBS 394.84, 2031 nucleotides long. RefSeq names its product glycoside hydrolase family 17 protein. Gene Ontology annotation, biological process: cell wall organization. Lineage: Eukaryota; Fungi; Ascomycota; Dothideomycetes; Pleosporales; Cucurbitariaceae. The record is from RefSeq and is a predicted model, not a curated record. Gene Ontology annotation, molecular function: 1,3-beta-glucanosyltransferase activity; glucan endo-1,3-beta-D-glucosidase activity. Gene Ontology annotation, cellular component: cell surface; fungal-type cell wall; extracellular region. The coding region runs from base 1 to 2031 and encodes 676 amino acids. The transcript has 2 exons.
AUGACGAAGCUGCACCUCCUUAUUCUUCUUGCACCAUGGCUUGCGCAGGCAGCGAGCAAAAUCUAUACAGGCUUCAACUACGGCUCCUUCUGGGGCGUGGAAGCCAACGUCAAGCAGAAAGCCGACUUCCUUGACGGCUUCACUCUAGCCAAGAACCUUAGUGCCCACACCCGUUUCGAUAGUGCACGCUUGUUCACGUGUAGGGCAGGCGGUACUUUGAACGAACCUACUGGAGCCUUCGACGCUGCUGUGGAGGCGAAGACGAACCUCCUGCUCGGAUUCUGGAUUACACCUGGAAACAGAGGCGACGCACCCGAUGAGAACGUUAAGAAUGAGAUGACCGCACUCGAAAAAGGUUUCCAAAAGCAUGGCCAGGCCCUUGCUGACCUUGUCAUUGGACUUUCCGUGGGAAAUGAAGACAUAUACCGCUGGAAGGACACCGCUGAGUCAGGCGUUGCAGAAGAUGUAGUCUCACAAACCAUCGACAAGGUCAAGAAAGCUAUCGCUGCUUCAUCCUUUGCGGCCUACAUGAAAGACAAACCGAUCGGCCAUGUAGAUACAGCGAAGCACGCUGUAGUAAAAAAUGCAGACUUCAUCGGUAUGACCGCAUAUCCAUAUUGGAACAAGGAAAGCAUUGGAGAUGCACGAAUAAGCUUUCACGGCUCCUUGGAAAAUGUGAAACAGCGCGCUGGUAACACUCCUGUCUGGAUCGCCGAGAUGGGCUGGCCCUUUAACGGUCCUCAAAUAGGGGCUGGAGUUGCAAGCGCGGAGAAUGUCCAGAAGUUCUGGACGGAGGUCGGGUGUUCUGUCUUCGGUCUGUACACCACGUUCUGGUUCGAGCUUCUGAAAGACUCUACGGCUGAUCAACCUGACUGGGGUCUUAUCGAUGCCGCUUCGCGACAGCCUCGCAUCAAGGAUUUGAGUUGUCCUGGAGCCUUUCCAGGUGUAUCUGCUUCUACACCUGCCAACUCGUACCUACCCCCUACCCCCGCUCCGACAGAUCAACCAAGCUCGACUACAUUGGCCACGUCUCCGAGUCAAAGUGUGGCGCCCAUGCCGCCUUCUUCAAACCAGCCAUCGGUGGGGACCCUUAUGCCUGAUGUCCCGUCAACCGCCAACUCAACCAGCAAAGUAGCUGGUACGACGCACAUUACUACUACAGUCUCCAUCACAGUACGACCAGCGCCUCCAACACCCAUACAAUUGUCAGGUGCUGUCGAAAUCAUGACCGAGAUAAUCACCGUGACAAUUACUAGUACUCACUACAACAAACGCACCCCAUCGCCCAGUCAAACACCGAUCCCCAACGACCGCCCGUGGUGCGUCACGGUCGUCGAUCUUGACAGAAAUGGCAACCUCGUAACAGUUGCCGGCGGCCCAGCUGGUUCUGACGGCAAAUGCAGCACACCCUCCACAUACAAUGGGUUUCCGUACAUAACGUCUGGUACACCCGUCGAGCCAACCCAUGUACCAAUUGGCAGCCCAUGGUGCGUCACUAUGGCCGAUGUCGAUCGUAAUGGUCGCCCUUUGCCUGUGGCUGCAGGCCCAGCCGGAGCCGAUAGCAAGUGUCGGACUGCGCCGACGCAUACCGGGUGGCCAUAUGUGGGUUCGCAGACUACGGUCGUGUCGAAUAUGCCAGAGAAGUCAACCGAUGCACCAGCCCUUGCAUCAUUGCCACCAUCGCCAGUACCGCCUGUAUCUCCGAGCAGUGAAGCCGUUGUCAGCUCUACCACACUUGCGGUCUCAACCUCUAUGCAACCAGAGCAAUCAUUUUCUUCCUCGGUACAUCCUUACUGCCAGCGUAAAUUAAGUGGAUCAUCACAGUCAUCAGCAGCCCUCCCUCCUUCAGUCCCCCCAGCUCAUCCACUAUUACCAAGCCAUACAUCGGCCAUCGUGCCCACCACGUCUUCAAGAGCGAUGAAUGAUGCAAAUCUUCCAGCAUUUAGUUUUCCGCGUCCUCCUACGACUCCUAAACAGAGAAGAUGGUUGUGGUUUCUCAGAGCCAGGGAGGUGCGGGGUAGAGAGAUCUGA